AUGGACAACAAAAAUAUCCGUAGCAUCUACAGACAGUACAAGAAUGACACUGACUCCUUGGCCUCCUGGCUAGCUUCCACAGCUAGACACCACGGCUAUCCGUUGGACCUCUCGCCCAGGAAUCAAGGAAACACAUCCACCCCAAACUCCACCGGAAGGCUCAAGGGUAAAGCACGACGAGAAGCGCGCAAUGCUGCACCUUCAGCCGCCAAGUACAUCAUCCCUCUGCACGACUUCACGCAACUGGCCAACUUCAUCGCCAAGAAACGCCCGCCCGUUGUCAUCCCAUCCUCACUCGUCUCGACAAUCGACCGGCUGAUUAACCUCCGCGUUGGGUUUGCCAAGCUUCUGGCACGUCACGGCCAAGCAUUUAGCUCCGAGUCCGAAGCGAGGCAUGACUACUUCGUCAAUAUCCUACGGGGCGUGAGAACUAUUCUUCAACCUCAUCCUUCUCCUCCCGGGGGUGCCUUUCUGAACCGAUUCUCCGUCCUGUCUGUCGAUGAGCCCAGUCAGGGUUUCCUUGAGAGAUUCGCCAAGGAGUGCGACCACGCCGCCCGGCCCUCACAACAGGCAGAUGACCCUGGAGUUUUCGAGGCAGGCACCCAGGCAUCAGAGGAGGAGCUGAUGUUUUUGUGCAGUUCGCUGUUGAGGGACUUGAAUGAAAUCCGAUCCUCCAUCCACCCCAUGUGGCCCCAGAAAGAAACAACCUGGGAUCCCGCCGCUUUCUCCAUCUCCACUAACGUUGCAGUAUCACUCGGCCGCGGCCUUAUUGAUGAAGUUGAGCCGCUCCUGGAGAAGGCCAAAGGAGGAUCGAUGUUCAUGAUGGAAACAAUGGCAUCAGUUAUGGAGAAAACAGCCAAGGACACAGCCGAACUGACACCCCCAGUCGCUACAGGUAGCCUGAGCGGUGCGAUGCAGGAAGCAGUCCAGCGCAUAAGAGAUCCAUACUUCUCAUCUUUCAGCAACUCAAUUCGAUCCCUCAAGGCGCAGCAUGAAGCAAUGACCAUCCGCGAUGGGUUUAUUAUCUCACCCCGCGAUGCCGACCAGAUUGAUCUCACUCGUCUGCCCAGCGUUUGUUCCAAAGAAGACUGGUUUGACCAAGAUGCGUUGCGCAUUGAGCACUAUUUCUGUGAUAUGAUGCUGGUGCUCCAGACAAUGGGCGGGUUUCCCGUUGAGGAUGAGCUCUUCCGAGCAGUGAAAAGGUACAAGAAUACAAGCAAGGUGUCCAUGUCCCUGGUGUUUGCGUUCCAGAUAUUUCUUGACAUCAGCCACCUGACGGAAGAAUCGUUUCCAUCUAGAUUCGAGCAGGCGAAAACCGAGAUGGAGAAUAGUUUAUGCGACGUCGAAGAAUGUUCCCUAGUCAUAAAAGGACUUGUCCAUGUGUCCCCCGACGAAUGCAGGGCUGCUCUAGCCAACCUUGAUGGCGUCCGCGCACAUGUGAAAUCAUUCACAGACGACAAGGUCUUCCAAGAAAAGAAGCGCAUCUCCAAAGUGACAGAUUACGAUCCCCCAGAGUCGGUUCGGCACCGAAUCUUCCGCUACUCGCCACUCCUCUGCGGCCUUUAUCUCUUCUUUUUUCGAGCCUGUUUUAGUACAAUCGCCCUUCGAGACGAUCCGGCACCCUUUAUAGCAUGUGCACAUAUUUACCACGCUCUUCAGAGGGAACAGCUCCUUAAUUGCUGCUGGUCAGACAUGGACACAGCGAUAGCGCUGCUUGGAGACAACAGUUUUUGGAUGGGCGGCAAGAGGCCAGAGACACGCUUCGACUACUGGAAAGCGAUUCUUUUACAAUCUGGAGUCUCCCCUUCGUGGUUUUCUAAGAACACGAGGCCCAAUACCAGCAGACCUUCCGGAUCCACCUCCAACAGAAGGCCAGUGUACAGCAAGGCGAGUACAUCGCUGGAUUUCCCCAUGGACACUAUUCGUCCUUAUGAAUCUCUGCGGAGCAUGACACAUGCAAUGCCGGGUGCCGCUACAGACAGGGAAGAGUUCGUCUGGACGCCCGCGGAAGUCAAAACCUUGCUGGUGGGGAGAUCCGGGGCCGUGAGGCAUGGUUGGCGAGAGCACAGGUUCCUAGAAUCCAACGAGGACGAUUCGCCAUCGUCUCGAGGACUUCUGGCGAGUAUGCUGAGCUUCAAACUCUACAAUGAAACAAUGGAUCUUGGAUUCCCAUUUCUUAGGCUCCAUCGGCAGUCCAGAACUCUUUUGAAGGCUCUCCAUGAGACAUUCAAACCAAUAAGCCCCCCUGGAUCCGAGUUAUUGAUGCAGAAGGAAAAUCUUCCUUCCGUCAUUGUGGCCAUCUUCCAGCUCUGGAACCGACCGGGGCCAGAAUGUAACGAGGCGCUUGCUAAGGCUGCAGAGGUUAUCAACAAAUAUCUUUCUGCUGGUGAAGGCAGAGCCUGCGUCUCGGCUUCUGCGGAGGCAGGUCUUCCCUUUGAAGUUACAUCAGCGCCUGAAGAGAGGGAGGAUGCAUAA
This is a messenger RNA of Clonostachys solani, 2475 nucleotides long. The record is from the annotation of a GenBank genome assembly. Lineage: Eukaryota; Fungi; Ascomycota; Sordariomycetes; Hypocreales; Bionectriaceae.